Pocillopora meandrina is the source of this 2417-nucleotide messenger RNA. Lineage: Eukaryota; Metazoa; Cnidaria; Anthozoa; Scleractinia; Pocilloporidae. The record is from the annotation of a GenBank genome assembly.
GUAGUCGUGACUAAUGAUCGCGUGUCGUUGCUAAAAAAAAUCAGGCGUUUUGAAGAUCGAACUAAGUGGCUCUAUGGGAAAGUGAUGCGAAAUAGUAAUCACUCGUAAUACUAGAGCAAAUACUUUGAUCUUAUGAAAGAGCACAUUUUAUUUUUUGAUGCGAAUUGAUGCUAAAAUUCUAGUUACUAUUGAGGACGUGAGUUGUUAGAGCCGAGAUUCAAUUCCUUCUUCUAUUGGAACGGUUUACGUCAUUAGUGACUUAGUUGCCAUGGUAAAUUGCUCCACUCAGGGGUAAAGCUAACCUCUCCCCUCCCCCUCCCCCGCAGAGUAGAGAAAAAAAACUGCAAGACUGUAAAGCAUUGAACGCAUCAGAUAAUCAAAAAAUGCGCAAACAGGAACUUAUGCGAUCGAUUUAAAUGAAAAAAGAAUUUAAUAGGACCCUGGAAUGAGUCUGACACGAACGUGUUCAUUCUAAUUUUGUAUUGCGUGACGGAUACCAUGCGUUACGGUAUUAUGCUAUCAUGUCAUUUGAUCGUUUCGUUUCAAAUUUGAUUGACAGCCUUAGCCACGCCUUUUGUUCUGGUAUAUGUUUUUUGACGAUCUAUGAAAUAAAAUGUUUGAACGAAACUUUUGCCUUUGUUCGAAUUAUCACAUGCUGCAUUGCAGAAGAAACCCUCCAGUUCAUAGCCGGCUGAGUAAAAAAAUUAAACGAUAACAUGUUAUAUUUAAAAUAAAGGAACGAGAAUAGCUGGGAAUAGAAAAGGAGAGACUGUAAGUCAGGUCCUACGCGCGCGCUUGUACCAAUGCAUACUUACUCUGUUGUAUGCUAGUCCCAACAAAGCUCAAGUAGAUCUUUCUUCAUUAUUGUAUGCUUUUGUUCUCAUUUGUUUUGCAGUUCCAACAUGAUCUUGGAAGCCGUUAUCUCCAUUUUUCUCCUCUCAUUGGGGUGGUGGCUCUUUCUUGCCCCUGCGACGCCCAAAAAUCUUCCCCCGGGUCCCCGUCCGUACCCUGUGAUAGGCAAUUUGACUCAGUUGGUAGGAAAACCGAUUCACUUGGCCGUGACUGACCUCGCAAAGGAAUAUGGGAAGAUCCUCACGCUAUACUUACCGGGAGGUCAGCGGUGUAUCCUAAUAAAUUCCGUAGACCUAGCCCGUGAGGCCUUGCUGGUCAAGAAGGAUGAUUUCGCUGGGAGGCCUCGAACAUUCAUCGGAGAUUUUCUCACACGAGAAGCUAAGGACAUUUUCUUUGCGGAUUUCUCAAAAACCAUGAUUUUGCAACGGAAGCUGGUUCAUUCUGCUCUACGCAUGUACGGAAGCGGUCUCAAACAGCUAGAGGUGAGGAUCUGCGAUGAAGCAGGACGACUGUUAGAUCGACUCUCCGCUCAUCAAGGAAAUGCGAUCGAUCCCAAAGAUGACAUCAGCCUAAUGGUUUUAAACGUGAUUUGCGCUGUUACUUAUGGAGAAAGUUAUGCACUCGACGACGAUGAAUUCCAGCGAAUUAUAAAGUAUAACGAUCACUUCAUUCGCCUUUUCAAAGGUUUUAACAUUCUCGAAAUGCUUCCAUGGCUGCGGUUUUUUCCAAUUGAAGAAAGUCGAAUCCUUAGAGAGGCAAAAGAAUUAAGAGACGCAGUCUUAGAUACCAAGUACCACGAACACAAAAAGAAGUUUGAAGAAAGUGCGAACAAAAAAGACAUAAAAAUCCAAGAUUUGACCGAUGCGCUCUUAAAAGCUUUUUACGAAGCGCAAGAAGAAGACGGAAAAAUUUCGCAGGUACUGACGGAGGACCAUUUGGUAAUGAUAAUAAAUGACGUAUUCAACGCUGGCAUUCAGUCCACUAUAGCGACGUUGCUAUGGUUACUAGCUUACAUGGUUAAUUACCCAGAUAUCCAAUCGCGCGUCCAUGCAGAAUUGGAUGAUAUCAUUGGUCGUGAUCGAAAACCGCGACUCGAAGAUCGAGGUCGUCUUCCUUAUUUGGAAAGUACCGUGGCAGAAGUGCUGCGUAUUGCAACCACCACCCCCUUAUCGAUCCCUCACAAGUCAACACGGGAGAGUUCCCUGGGGGGAUAUGACAUCCCCAAGGAUACAAUGAUGAUGACAAAUCUAUGGGCGAUUCAUCACGAUCCAAAGGAAUGGGAAGAUCCAGACGUGUUUAAACCCGAACGGUUUCUUGAUGUUGAAGGAAACUUCUCGGUUUCAGGCCCUAAUGGUUAUCGAAGUUACCUGCCUUUCAGCGCCGGAAGAAGAGUGUGUUUAGGCGAGUCGCUGGCCAAGAUAGAGCUGUUUCUAGUUGCGUCCAGGCUUCUGCAUCAGUUCAAGUUCGAGCCAGCACCAGAGGCACAGCUUCCCGAGCUUUCUGGUAUCGUGGGAGUCGUGCUUGUUCCCGAAUCUUACAAAAUUUGCAUAAAGAACCGGCACUAA